CUCCUGCAUUUGGUUUUGAGAAGCCUAGCACCGUCCACUCUGUUUAAGAAAAAGUCAUCUUUAAGACUUAGGAUCUUGCAAACACUUUGAAAUUGCUGCUCUCUUCCCCCGCUUCCUUUAAAAGACUGCAGGUGGACUUGCCUCUGCAGGGACCUUAAUUUAAACCUUGCUCUUAUUUUCUCUGACCCUGACAAACAUCUUUCUCUUUAUCACAAUUCUGGACUGACACGCUGCUCUCUGUAGAUGCAACUGCUGCUGAACAUGCUAAGGUGAACAAGAGAGAAAAAAGAAUAAGAGGUACUGCUAUGUGGAUAUUUGUUAGCAAUGACUGAUGUGGAAUCUACAUAUGCAGACUUUAUUGCUUCAGGAAGAACAGGCAGAAGAAAUGCAUUACAUGACAUCCUUGUGUCCUCUCCGGGUGGGAACUCUAGUGAACUAGCCUUAAAGUUAUCAGAGCUUGAUAUAAAUAAAACAGAAGGAGAAGGAGAUGCACAACAAAAUCCAAGUGAGCAAACCGGGGAGGCCCAAGGGGAGGCAGCAAAGCAAGAAAGCUGACAUCCAACUUUGACCGAGUGGAGCAGCUGAUGGAUGUUUUCAGGCUACAAGAGUGUGCUGGAACAAAUUUGUUUCUAUGAGCAAGCUGGUAGAAAAGAAAGUGCAUGUGUCUUCACUGCUGGAACGCACUCAACACAAUGCUAGAAAUCUGGGUACAAGCUGUGACAGAAGACAGAAUUUUCUCUACCUCUGUCAUUAGCAAUGGUUGAACGUGUAUUGAUUUUUUGGGAUAGUGUCAUCAGAUGGAUCCCUUCAUAAUGACUACUCAAUGGGAACACUUUUAGAAAGUAGAACAGGUAAAUCUUGUAGCAAAUGGCCUUUGAAGCAUCAGAGGAUCUAAUUGUGUAUCUUAAGCAAAGUCUUGUGUGAUCCUCAGAGUUUAAAAUUCUCUGGCCAAAGUGUUUGCCCAUUAUAAGAACUGUAAAGAAAGCACUGUUUUUAGAACUUUGCAUCUGUUUUACAGCUCUGUUAUUUACAAUGGUUUUUGUAUUGUACAACUUAGAUGCUCCACACUGCCCCUUCUCAACUGCUUAUGAAGAAUAUUUCUGUUACUGUGAAUUUUUCUACCACACGUUUUGAAAGGGCUGGUUUUUUGCAUAAGGUGGUGAUGUGCAUAUGAUAGAUCUAAACGUCAACCGCUAAAUUGAUUAUACCUAAACCUAAAUGACUCAGCAACAAGCAACACUCUAAUUUGUUACUAGAUGAGCCUUCAAAACGAUUUGUUAAUGUGAAUACUUGAGCGUGUGUUGUGUCCUUGGUACAGUUCUGCCACUCGCCUGUAGUUAGUUGCAUAUCAGAGACUCAGAUUGGAUCUUUUAUGUUAUUCUUCCCCAUUUUUCUAAUUUUGGUCCCAAUUUCUUAAUCUUUCUCUGAGAUAUUUUUUUAAAAUGUUAUGCCGAGUAUUUUAUUGUUACAGUAGUUUUAAGGAUACAUUUAUAACCUUAUAUGGGUUAAAAUUCAAAUGAAUUCCAUGGUGCUAGAGGUUUUCCUGAUUCACAUUGUAACAGAUAGGCCUUGUUUACGCAUGGGAGAAUAACUGGCAUAGGUUAUUGCCAAUUAUGUAUUCUGAAAUGAGUUUUAGAAUGCAGUAUAGUCCAAUAGGUGGCUCCUGGGCUGGAUCCAGCAGGGGGUUGGAUUUUUACUAUUCCUUGCCUUUGCCUCAGUUGACCAGGCUGUUGAGUUUGCACGGCCACUAGCCUGCUACUGAUGCACCAGAACAGCCAAGUGCUAGAAUCUUCUACAGUAGCCUUGUGGCUUGGAGUUGGAAAGGGAGGUGAGAGACUUGGCAUCUAGCACCCAAUGACUAAGAUUUUUUCCCACUUCAUCUAUUCCAAAAUGACAGUCCAAACUGGACCUUCAUCAAAAUACCAGGAUAGCUUGUCCAUCCAGGACAUCACUUAAAAUAUCUAUGACUUAAUUACCUGUUCUGCAGUAGCUAUUGCUAAUUGAUUUGUUUUUCCCCCUUGUCCUGCUCCAAUACACAAGGCCAUACAUGAGGCUGAAUGCUGCAAAAUGGGGCAGCCACACCUCUGUGUGACUAAGGUGAGUGAAGAGAGUGACUGAUAGUAAACCAUGGCAAUCACACAAGCACCAAUCACAAGGUCAGAAGAUUUGUUUUCUUUUAUUAAUAGGAGGUGAUGUCACUUUAUAUAUAGUAUAUAUAUAUUAUAUAUAUUUUUGUGUUGUUGGUUUCAAAUGUUAUGCACUUUUUAAUGUUUGUAAACUUUUAAUAAUGAAUAGUGUGAUUGCUUCCUGAAUAUAUUAAUCAUCAGUUAACAAAACAUCUUUGUGGCCACAGCUGUUUGUUUCUACCAUAUGUAUCAUAGUACUUGUCACCUGAAAAUUUUUUGUGAGAUAUAUGGAGGAAAAAAACCCACUUCUGAUCAGUAUUAUGAGAUCAUUUAUUAGUGUUAAUAAAAAACAAGCCAGCCGUAUGCUUGUGGCUCAUGUGUGUAAUAAUAACUCUCACCUUCUAGUGUUUGGAAGCUGAAUGCCUUGCUGUCUUAUUUGCUGUCAAAUGCCCUAUCUUCUUGGUAAGAGAAGUAGUCUAUUUGCUUUGGAAAUAAUGUUAUCCUUAAACAAUUCUUAUUAAUUUGUUUCACUUGGUGUUCCUUUCAAACUUAACACAUUAUUAUUGACCUUUUUUAAAAUUAUUUCUCCCCCUUUUGCUCUUGCAUUAAAUGUUCAAGCUGAACUGGCUGCCCUUUGUCAUGGACUAGUUACUGUCAAUCUAGCACAAAUGCCAGAAGGAAAUAGGAUUGUAGAGUUUUUUUUAUAGUAUUACUUUAUUGAUGAGCCAUGAAACAUCAUCAGUAAAAUGUUGCAGAAAAAGGCAAUAGUGAAAUAAGUAUUUGCAGUAUAUUAAAGUGAUGGUUUUCCUUAUUUUCCUUCAAUGCUUUUCUUUAUUUCAGUAUACUUUCCUUCUUAUUUUGUGUUGUUAAAUAAAAUUAAUUUCAGCCUUUCCUCUCUAUUUUGUACCUGUUUUUUUCUGUUUCUCCUCUUUUUUUUUCAUGUUUUUCAACAAAUUAUGGAGGCUUUUUGCUGGUUUUUGAAACCCAUUUCUUUGUGAUGGAAAAUAGCACUGUUAAUUUUAGUGGAGUAAAAGGCUAUUUAUGUUCCUCUUCCCCCAGAAGUGUAUAAGUGUUUGAUUUAUCACUUGAACUGUGCUUGCUGUCCUAAUUUUGGAUAUUUCUGUGUCAUCUAUAAGCUGGCCUCACUUAAUGUAAACAUGUGGUUAGUCUGUGCCAAGUCACAGCACAGUAUCUUGUGUAUUAUUGUUACCAAAGCAAUUACAGAAGAACUACUUUAAAUAUAUUCACACCUUUACUUCUGUGUAAUUGCAUCAUAUAACCGGGACACUGAUGGCAGAACCAGACUUUGACUGAGUUAUUUUUGCUUUUGUUAGUUUUCUUUUUCAGUUCACCUGAUACUCUGGCUUCUCUUCCAGUAUCUUCUUUCUAUUUUACUGUGUUCAUUAUAGUUAAAUAUCUGUUUAAUCCAUGCUUAUCUUAGAAAGAUCUUCCCAAAAAGCUAUAUAGACACAACAAAGCCAGGUCUGGAAUAUCAGCAUAAUAGAAUACUCCUUAUCCUUAAGGUUUGGCUUUGGUGGGAUGGUGGUGGGUUUGUUGUUUCAUUUUUGGAGGUUUUUUUACCGUCUCUUUAGACAGAUGUUUUCAGUGCUUUGGUCACUCUGAAGGACCAUCUCUUAAAAAGUCUCUGUAUUCAUGUUCUUGUUUCCAUAAUGAAGUCUAUGAUUAUAUUCAUUGAACUUGUAGGGUUCAGGUUCCCUGUCCACUUGAAACAAACAGAACUUUUACUAUAAUUGGACAGAUACUGGCAUUUCUUUCUUCAGCUUACUUCCAUUGAUGUUGGCUACGUUCUUCAAAAAACAUGUGUUAAAAGACAGCAGCAAGCACACACAUUUGUUACUUCAUCAAACAAUCAUUUUAGAGCCAAAAGUUCACCAUGACAUUUGAUUACACAAUUGCUGAAUGUGAAAAAAUGUCAGUAUACUUGGUCCUCAUCUGUGUAAUUUCUCUUGCAUUUUUUUCCCAAAAUUUUGAAAUGGGAAAAGGUUUAUUCUCAUAGGAGGGCAAAUGGAUAAUUAUCUGGUUCCCUGAAGGAGCAACUACUAAAGGGGUUAAGAUGGAAUUUCUUCAGUAUGAAUGCCUUUCUCAGCUAAAUUGGAGAAUUUUGGAUGUUCCUAAUGUUUGUAUUUUAUGUUUCAGAAACAUCACUAAGUUUUAUUCAGAGGAAAGACUGAGAGCUGCUGUUGAGACUGAGCACAGUGUAGUAACCUCACCUUUAACAGUUUGCCUUACCUCAGUAAUGUUCCUAUGUUGAAUGCUGUGUUUUUGCUGACUUGUUACUUUGUUUUGCUCUGCAUCUCUUUCUGGCUGGUUUAUUUUCCUGUGGUUCCCCGAUGUACAAUAAUACUCUAAAAAUAUAUGGAGUGCUGUAUUACUGUA
Lonchura striata (white-rumped munia) is the source of this 4523-nucleotide messenger RNA. It is a transcript of the gene PKIA, whose product is annotated as cAMP-dependent protein kinase inhibitor alpha. Gene Ontology annotation, molecular function: cAMP-dependent protein kinase inhibitor activity. Lineage: Eukaryota; Metazoa; Chordata; Aves; Passeriformes; Estrildidae. The record is from RefSeq and is a predicted model, not a curated record. Gene Ontology annotation, biological process: negative regulation of protein kinase activity.